This is a messenger RNA of Phytophthora sojae, 315 nucleotides long. RefSeq lists its product as hypothetical. The transcript has 3 exons. NCBI's taxonomy places the organism in Eukaryota, Oomycota, Peronosporomycetes, Peronosporales, Peronosporaceae. Gene Ontology annotation, molecular function: GTP binding; GTPase activity. The coding region runs from base 1 to 315 and encodes 104 amino acids. The record is from RefSeq and is a predicted model, not a curated record. Gene Ontology annotation, biological process: intracellular protein transport. Gene Ontology annotation, cellular component: endomembrane system.
AUGGCACCGCUCAAGAUCCUCAUCGUCGGUCCCAAGGAGGCCGGCAAGUCCACCAUCGCCAACUUCCUCGCCGAGCACUCGGACCGACUCGGCGGACAAGAACGCUACCAACCGACUGUCGGUGUGCGGAUCCUCGAGAUCGAGAAGGGCAAGGCUAACAUCGAGCUCUGGGACAUAUCGGGCGACCAGAACUAUGAAGCUUGCUGGCCCGCCGUCAUGAAGGACACGGACGGCGUCGUGCUCGUCUACAACCCAGAGUCGCAUGUCCACGAGAGCGAGGCGAUGCUCUGGUUCGUACCAUAUUUGCAGUGGUGA